Anarrhichthys ocellatus (wolf-eel) is the source of this 7167-nucleotide messenger RNA. RefSeq names its product potassium voltage-gated channel, subfamily G, member 2 (gene kcng2). Gene Ontology annotation, molecular function: voltage-gated potassium channel activity; protein binding. Gene Ontology annotation, biological process: potassium ion transmembrane transport; action potential; protein homooligomerization. Gene Ontology annotation, cellular component: voltage-gated potassium channel complex; membrane. The record is from RefSeq and is a predicted model, not a curated record. Bases 3112 to 4725 code for a protein of 537 amino acids. Lineage: Eukaryota; Metazoa; Chordata; Actinopteri; Perciformes; Anarhichadidae. The transcript is spliced from 2 exons.
ACUAUUUUCUUUCAACCACAGUUCCGACACCAAACUGCUCAAAACAAGGUCUGUGGACUAUCUUGAGUAACCGGGUCAGGAUUUCUGGAAAAAGACACUGCUGUUUCCUUUUUCACAUGUAUUUUUAUCGGCACUUUAUGCACGACAAGCCGAUUGAUAUAGUUACAUUAUAUUUGGGGGACGGUAGAUUGCUCUAUGGCCGAUACCUCCAAAACUACAGGCAACUCACACCAAAACAAGCUAGAUUGAUAAAUAGCAUUAAAGGUAAGAGGGAAAAUAUGUGUUUUUGAUUAUGGGUUGAACCGUCCCUUUAAGAGUUCAAGUAAAUAUUAAGACUUUAGGUAUAGAAAGACUUGUCGACUUGUAUCAACCCAUUUAGCCCAUUUAUGAUACAUGAUGUUUUGCCAUUUCUUAUUAUGAAGCAUCUUUUUUUUUAUGACACAAACCCCAGCUGGUCCACAUAACCAUCACUUCCUGUGACUCAGACUCUAAAAGGUGCUCUUCAUCUCUGCCCCUCAGACUCUUACGCAUGUGAUUAUGUUGUGAGAAGUACUCUUUCCAUGAUUAUUGCAGUUGGAGGGAGACGUUUUGCGUCAUUCUAGACUGUGAAAUCGCUUUCUCUCGGCUGAUUGCUGCGCUGCUCCUGCAAGCAAGACACUUAAUUGUCCUCGUACUUUUGAGCGCAGACUUGUCACUGGCAAAAAGACGCUCUGAGGAGGACCAAUCAGUCUGAUUCAGGAGCAGGUCAGGCGAUGGUUCAGUGUCCUUCAGGAUCUCUAUGUGCCACAAGAAGACUUCUGCUUCAAGCCUUUUACAAAGAUGAAGACUGAGGGGAUGUGGGAAGGCUGAUGUGUCAGUGAUGCACGAAUUGAAGAUUUAUGCAAAGAGGCAUUUCAAUUAUAUUUGUAUGAGCAACAGGUGGCGAAAGAACAAAGCAGAGUUUAUAAGUACGCCACAUUUUGUUUACGUACUAUUCCUGACAAAAGGAAAGAGAUAAAUCCACCUUGGAAGUAUUUCUUGAAAGCAUUGUUGAAGGAAUGUUUUUUUUAUUGACUAUUUUGUCUCAGAUCCAGCGUCUGAAACACCAGCACAGAGCGUUCAGGCUCUCAGCUCUCUGGCAAAAAUAUUUUGUGUAGAGGAUGAAAGGAAACAUGAAUAUGCUUCACUCACCCUGCCUAAUGAGGAUGAGAGGGAUGUAAUUGGAAAGGAACUUUUUUUUACUCAAAAUCCCACUUAAUAAGUAAAGUGUUGCAUGAGUGGCCUGGUCUAUCAAAUUAGAAAAAGACAUUUGUGUGUCAAAGCUUGGCUUGUAUUUGAUUUUCUCUGAUUUGCUGAUUUGAUUUUAAAGGCAAAUACAGAUCUCAAGGAAUGCAAGAUUAGUAAAGGACAAACUAAUGUUUCUUGAGAAAUGCUGGUUACUGCUUGAAAUCCAUCAAAUUAAAUAGACUGAGAAGCAACUUGUCGUUUUAAAUACUUGUUUUUUUUUAUGGAUUUAACAAACAGGAUAUAAGGUGUUAGUUAGCUUUAGUAGAUCUGGUAGGCGUGUUAUGUCACCUUUGGACAGAGCCAGGUUAGCGUUUUCCCUCUGUGUACAGUCUUAUGCUAAGCUAAGCUAACCAACUACUGGCUGGAGUUUAGGUUUUCUUGUCUAACUCUCAGCGAGAAAGUGAAAAAGCAAACUACGUAUAUUUUAAACUAAAUAUACUUUUUAGACCACAAUCCCACUGCUAGUGCCUUAAUCCUGCAUUUCUAAAUAUAAAAUUCCCAUGAUUCAAUAAGCCGUGUUUGACAUGGCGCUCCUCCUAUAUGACUUUCUUUUUGUGCUCCUUGAAGCCACCCCUGGGUGCAGUGUCAUGCUCAAUAAACUGCUCCUGUCAGAAGCACUUUGCUGAGUCGCUGUAGAGGUGCAGCUCUCCGAACCCCCCCUUCCCUCGGAGAAAAGCGGCCUGUUUCAAAAAUGAUUGGCCUCACAAUAGAAGCACAAACUCGGAGGAUAGCUAGAGGGGUCCCACUCUUAAUUUGUUGUGAUGAUGUGCCCGUCCUCCCAACAUCAGCUCCGCUGCCUCGGGUCCAGUACAGCCAUCCUCGGUGAGUAAAGGAUCGCUGGCCUGUUGCUGCAGCCUGUGCUUAGAAGCCGAUAUUAAAUGUAACAAGAGUCUCAGCUUGUUAGGACACCAUGGAUUCAGAAAUGUGAACUUUAAUCUGAAUACCUUUUUUUUGAUCAGAGAGGGAUGAGAUUAGGCUGAUUCAGCAAAAACACAAGCCAGUUGGACAUCUCUGUCUUGGUGGAGUCAAAAACUUGUAAGUGGCCUUUUUUGCUUGGUCAUCAGCUUUUAUGAUUGAACAUUUCUUUGCGUGAUAUACUACGACUUUUUAUGACUAUUUAGUGGCAUACUAAACUCUAACGUUUUAUGACAUUCUAUAGAGAGUACACAAGAAAUAGUCCUAAAACCUGGGAAUGAGUUAGCAUUUCUGCACUUUUGAUUCCCUCAAGUCAGGUGCAUUAAGGUGAUACUUUCCCUCAUUGCACUUUGUGAAAGUCUACAUUGUGAUGUUGAUUCACCACAGACAACUCUAAAUUGUCUUAUUCUAGAGCCUGGUGUAGUAAAAAGAAAAACAACGUUAUUAAUUUCUCAGCGUUGGGUUCAGGCUGCAACUUGGCAUCUAGUUGCUUUUAUUUGAUCUUUCAUUGCGAUUGGAGUCCAGAGUGUUUUGACUCGUGGGUUGUCUGCCACAUUAUUUCUGUGUUCUAUUUACAGUCCAACAAGAAAAGUAGGACUCUGUGGAACACUUUCAUAGAGUUUACUGAUAUAUCUGUCCUUUGUUAGGACUACAUGUUCUUAAUUGGUUGGACUGGGUUUCCUCUCAUAUCCUGAAGAUACGAAACUACUAGUGUUCAAAAUAGUGUGUACGCGUUGUAGGACCACAUCUAAUGACACAAAAAGUGUGUAAAUACACAAAAUACAUGUAAUUGUUGACUCAUCUUUUUUGUCCUACAGAGACAUGCUGUGUUGCUGAAUGGGUGACAAGCUCCCUGUCACCUCAUCAACCCUGUGAAGCCCCCGUCCCAUCUGGUUGUGCAGGGCAGGGUCCCCCAGCGAAGUGGCAGUGAUGUACCAGGAGGUGGCCUUCCUGGCGGGAAGCACUGAUCACCAGUUCACCCCCUUCCACUUCAAGCCUGUGGAGAACACGCGGGAGGUCGAAAGCAAAAAGGGCUUGUUCUACAAGCGAGCCCAGCUGCUGCUCCAGCCUCAGCCCCGCCAACAGGAUGGGGACGAGAUCGGCCUAACUGACGAGGCGGCCAUCAUCAAUGUGGGGGGGAUCAAGUACCGCAUCCCCUGGUCCACGCUGGAGGAGUUCCCUCUGACAAGACUGGGCAAGCUGCGCAGCUGCAGCAACGAGGCCGAGAUCAUGGACUUGUGCGACGACUACGACGGCAGCCGCAACGAGUACUUCUUCGACCGAAGCCCGUCGGCUUUCCGCACAAUCGUCUCUUUCUUGGCGGCGGGGAAGCUGCGGCUGCUCAGGGAGAUGUGCGCUCUGUCCUUCCAGGAGGAGCUGCUGUACUGGGGGGUGGAGGAGAACAACCUGGACUGGUGCUGCCUCAGGAAGCUGCGGCUCAGGCAGGAGGAGUACAAGGAGCUGCAGAGGUUGGAGGAGGAGGAGGCCGAGCUCACCUCGCCGCAGUCCUGCGAGGAGAGCCCGCAGCCUCCUGCAGGGCCGCAGGAAGAGGUCCAGACGGGGGGCUGCAUGCUAAGACUGAGGGACAUGGUGGAGAACCCCCAAUCCGGCCUGCCGGGGAAGAUCUUCGCCUGUCUGUCUGUGAUAUUUGUAGCCAUCACCGCAGUGACGCUGUGUGUCAGCACCAUGCCAGACCUCAGAGAGGAGGAGGAGAGGGGUGAGUGCUCCCAGAGGUGCUAUAACAUCUUUGUGCUGGAGACGGUGUGCGUUGCCUGGUUCUCCCUGGAGUUCACGCUGCGCUUCAUUCAGACGCAGAGCAAGUGCAUGUUUUUGCGAACGCCUCUAAACGUCAUCGACGUGGUGGCCAUCCUUCCCUACUACAUCACCCUCAUUGUGGACUCUCUGUCGGUGGGAGAGAAGCCUGCGGGCUCGGGGAACAACUACCUGGAGAAGGUGGGGUUAGUUCUCCGCGUCCUGCGAGCUCUACGGAUCUUCUACGUGAUGAGGUUGGCUCGCCAUUCCUUAGGCUUGCAGACGCUCGGGCUGACGGUGAGGAGGUGUACGCGUGAGUUCGGCCUGUUGCUGCUUUUCCUGUGCGUUGCCAUGGCUCUUUUCUCCCCACUGGUGUUCCUUGCUGAGAGCGAGCUGGGCGCCAAGCAGGAGUUCACAAGCAUCCCUGGCAGCUACUGGUGGGCCGUCAUCUCCAUGACCACGGUCGGCUACGGCGACAUGGUGCCCAGAAGCAUCCCCGGCCAGGUGGUGGCGCUCAGCAGCAUCCUGAGCGGCAUCCUCCUCAUGGCUUUCCCCGUCACGUCCAUCUUUCACACCUUCUCCCGCUCCUACUUGGAGCUGAAGGAGGAGCAGAUCCGCGCGCUGAGGCAGAAGCCCGACUCGCAGGACAGCACCAAGUCCCAGAACAGCGAAGACUCUCAGGAGACGGACAGCUACCACGGCAUCACGGGGGCCGCGGCCUCAUCCAUGCAUCGGAGGAAGUCCAUGGCUGCUCGCAGGGCUGCUGAGAUUAAAGCGGCCAUGACAACUUAGAGCUGCUCUGUCUGUCUGUGUUCAAGUGGCAGUCUGGGAGGCCGUGGCAGCCAGCGCGGGGACUUCCAAGUUGACAAGCUGCAGGACUGUGAGCAGGGAGGAGAUUUUCUUCUCUGGAGAUUGAGGUCUCUGCUUUGAUCGUGGGAAGCCGCUUGUGCACCAGAGUGUAUCUGAGUUUCUAAAGUUUUACGGAGGAGCUGCAGAGGUCUUUUUUUCCCUCCACAAAUUUGACUUAGAACUUAGAUAGUUCAACUACAUCAUUAAAGAACCAGUCGAAUGAGAAAAAAGUGACAGGAUUCUCUCUGACUGCGACUUAGACUUGAGACGAGUCUGAGAAAAACAGACACGAAAACAAGUUGUUUUUCAGACCUCAGACUUAUAAAUAAUGUUCCUCAUGUAGCUGCAUUUGAGAGGAUUGUCUGAAAUAAAGGUAUUUGCUGAGUUGUGAGACAUGUAGUUUAUUAUUGAUGUGCAACACCAUCUCCAUAUUGCAUUUUGCCAAACCAAAUAACUUUGUUAUAUAUAAGGUACACACAUGCACAUGAUGAUGUCAGCACAUUUAUUUGCAAUGAAGCAGAGCUUAUUAAUCUACGACAUAACACAAAACUAAUUUAUUUGUCAAAGGGCUAUGCACGCACUGGUGUAAAAAGUAUCUGGUUCCCAUGCUGGAGCUUUAAAAGAAUAGGAAGCCGUUUCAGGAAAUAGGCUUGUUCGCUUUUAUCAAGGUUUCAGCAAAGUUUUAGUUGUUGCCUUGUUAAAAAUGAUAUAUACGUAUAUCUGUUUGUCCAACUCUUUGGUCAGGAGCAACUGCCAUGCCGUGCAAAUUGCCGUGAAAUCUGGUAUGGCCACUCAUAUUUCCAUAGAGGUAUCUCCUAUUGAUUGUAGUGACCUCCUGAACUUUUGUGUUGCGUCAUCAUCAGGUCAAAUUUAUACUUUGUACUGUGGCAAACUACGUCUUUUUGUUGAAUAUGUUGGUCUUUUUUGCCCAAACCUCUACACAAAUCUGGAAGGUUUGUAUAUGUUUCAUUACAGUUAAAACCACCCAAAAUUCAAAUUACUACUCAUUUUAUGAGUGAUUACUUAGUAUCCUAGAUACUAACAGCACUAGUUGGAGCUACUGUAUCCUUUCGAGAGACAGAUGUUAGUGCCAGACGUCUUACCACAUUUUGAGCUAAAGUGACCAGUGGACACAAUAUUAAAAUAAAUAUCUUGAAUUAGAAUGAAACCGGCUAGAGAAGCACACUUACAAAUGUGUGUAAUCAUGUGUGAUUCUCUUCAAAGGGGCCGACUGACUGACAUCCACCGACAGUGAAAACAACGGACCCCAAAUGCUUAUGUCUAAAUUAUAUUUCAGAUUAUUGAUAAUUCUGAUAAUAAUUGAGGACUUUUUUCCAACAUACUUGUUCUGGAAGUGUUUUCUCUACAUACAGUAUUGUAGAUAAGACGUUCUUAUUGUGUUUGGUCCAUUUCAUUAUCUCAUGAUUUUGUUUCGCAAAUAAAUAGUCAAACAUCUUGCAUCAACAACAAUGUAAAACCUAUGCACAUGUUAUGUAAGCCACAUCUACAGUAUAAGAGACGGUCGUGGUUAAUGGCACAGUAAAAGAUUUAAAAAGCAAACAUAAGUCUUUCUCGGCUGGCACAUCUAUUAUCUGUGUACCGUCUCAUCUAUGUACCAGUGGAGAGCUUGAUGUGAGAGCCCCACGCAUUACAAUUUAUGUGCUUACUAUUUAGAUGGCCUAUAUGCCCAAAGACGGACCUCGACUGCUUGGCUUACGUAUUCUUCCUUUGACACUUGAUGUCUGCCAGAGCUGCAUCGCUGAUGGGGGCAACGAUCGAUGUCUGCAGGCCCGACACAAACAAAACAUGACUCGCGAAUCUCUCCAUGUCCUCUUUAUUGUGUGUCAAUGCCACAUUGGAUUCUCAACUUGGUGUUUAAACAAGUGUUGAUGGAUGUUACUAGUUAUUGACAUGGACAACUGGCACUUCAAAAGACAAAUCAAACACAAACCAAUGAUGUAACGUAGUAAAAAUGGCAUAAAAACUGAACAUACAGGUACUUAUAUUUUUGGUACAGUAACAAAACUAGGUGUUGGUUUCACAGAUACGACGAUGCAUAAGAUGGCAGUGUAUAUGAGCAAAUACCUCUUAUGUGAAUGUGAAUGGAUCAAACGGUACAAAACACAAUGUAAUAAAAAAAGAAAGUAAAAUCAGACACAAGGAAUGAAAGCGUAAAUAAAGUGAAACUCUUUUUGAUCACGUUGACCCCACCACUGCCUGAAUAAACAGCAAGCGUACAUUAUCUUACACUGGCAUUUAAAGAUUUAUAAAAAAUAAGAGUAACAAAAUACACAGGUUGACUAAACUGGUGUCAAACACAAAAAAAGUGCACACCCUCAACUAAGAAACCAAGGUGCAACCAUAUGUUCUUUUGUAUAUUUAAGA